Messenger RNA from Hibiscus syriacus, 1056 nucleotides. Its product is annotated as ankyrin repeat-containing protein BDA1-like. NCBI's taxonomy places the organism in Eukaryota, Viridiplantae, Streptophyta, Magnoliopsida, Malvales, Malvaceae. The record is from RefSeq and is a predicted model, not a curated record. The coding region runs from base 1 to 1056 and encodes 351 amino acids. The transcript has 3 exons. Gene Ontology annotation, molecular function: protein binding.
AUGGAUGAAAGUUUGAAAAGUGCUGCUCGUAUGGGAAAUGCUAGUGAUUUGUAUUCACUAAUUCAGAGAAAUGGGAAUGUGUUGAGGCACUUGGAUGAGGUGGAGUUUAUCGACACUCCAUUACAUAUAGCUGCAGAAGAAGGAUGCACGCGGUUCACAAUGGAGAUGAUCAACCCUGAUACCGUGGAAAACAGAAGGCUAGAUGCUCUCCAAGUCCUACUUAGGACACUUACGAAGACAGCCUAUCAUCUAGAAGUGGUGAAUCGAAAGGAUGAAAAUGGCAACACUGCACUGCACAUAGCUGCUAGCAGCAAUGAGGCCCAGAUGCUUAAACUACUAUUAAACUGCAAGGCUGAUAAGCGUGCCACUGAUCAAGCAGGUUUGACGGCACUGGGUGUUGCCCAACAACAUGGUUACACAGAAAGCAUUACAGUUUUGCGUGGUUGCUUUAUUCCAGUUGUUUCAAAGUUUAUACCUAAGUUGGAGAAACAAACCGCCAGUUAUGCCACCAAAGCAUCGUCACUGAUUUUCCGUGAUAUGGAUAAUAUAUCAGGCGAGAACCGUAAUGCAUUACUGGUAAUUUUAGGAUUGCUUCUAACUGCAACGUACCAAGCCACACUUAGCCCACCUGGUGGUGUUUGGCAGGGUGGAAACGCCUCAAAGAAACUGGGGACAUAUGUCAUGGACCCUUCCCAGUUUCUUCUUUUCUAUAUUCCGACCUAUGUCGUGUUCAUCGUAACCUUUUUCCUAACACUAGCCCUGCUUAAACCUUUUCCCUAUGGUUUCAGGACAGCACUGCAAGUGCUACUUGCGUUUCUUGCUGUAUGCUUUCACCAAUCAAUAACUUUCAUUGUCCCAACCUCUUCAGCAUCAAUAAUUCUUUCUCUCCUCUCGGGGAUCGUUUUCAUCUUAAUGGCGUUCAUGUGUAUCGCAUAUCAAGUGUCGAAAUUCAGUGUUUCGAUCGUGGGAUGUUGGAUUUUACCAUUUCACUUCUCAGCUGCUGCAAUUCAAGUGUUGUUUUUAUGUAUGAUAAGUUCUGGAAAGGCACCAUUGUAG